Fonsecaea erecta is the source of this 1113-nucleotide messenger RNA. RefSeq lists its product as hypothetical. Gene Ontology annotation, biological process: translational initiation; formation of cytoplasmic translation initiation complex; formation of translation preinitiation complex. Gene Ontology annotation, molecular function: translation initiation factor binding; mRNA binding; translation initiation factor activity. The record is from RefSeq and is a predicted model, not a curated record. Lineage: Eukaryota; Fungi; Ascomycota; Eurotiomycetes; Chaetothyriales; Herpotrichiellaceae. The transcript is spliced from 2 exons. Gene Ontology annotation, cellular component: eukaryotic translation initiation factor 2 complex. Bases 1 to 1113 code for a protein of 370 amino acids.
AUGGCUGAAGUUGUGCGUAACGCCACACAAAUCCCCACCUUGCACGCAGAUGCCUCCUCAGUCGGGGAACUCAAUCUGAAACCUCAUGCACCUCGCCCCACAAACAGGAAGAAUUCAGACGUGACUGACACAUCGUCUACUCUCUUACAGGAACACCCUCAACCAGCCCCCUUACGAAAACCUCGCAAAUCGGUCGCAUUCAGCGGCGACAGUACCAUCAUGGAUGAAAAUGGCGAGAUCUCAGAGGCUCCCUUGUCCGGCGCCGAGGACAAGGUCACGGCAGAGAAACACUCAUCACCGCCCGACGACCAAGCUGUCGAUGAGAUGACGGAUAUGUUCGCCGGCCUCAACAAGAAAAAGAAGAAAGCGACCAAGUCGAAAACAGAGGACAAGGAGGAUGGCGAGGCUGCCGCUCCCGGCACCGGUGCUGAGGGCGACUUCGACGCCUCCGUCCUGAAGAAAAAGAAAAAGAAGACGACCAAGCCCAAGACCGAGGGAGAUGACUUCGCCGAAAAACUCGCCCGCGCCGGCCUUGCAGAUGCAACGACUGAAGAGAAGGAGGAAGCUGCAUCACAGGAUCAAUCAGGGGAUAUGACCCAGGGAACUGGGAUCUGGGCCCACGAUGCCACAUCCCCGAUCUCGUACGAGCUUCUCCUGAAACGAUUCUUCUACCUUGUGAACGAACACAACCCGGACAUCCUGUCCUCCGGCAGCAAAUCAUACAAGAUUCCACCCCCUCAAUGUCUCCGGGAAGGCAACAAGAAGACCAUUUUCGCCAACAUCGCUGAGAUCUGCAAGCGGAUGAACCGAAACGACGAGCACGUCACCCAGUUCCUGUUCGCCGAACUGGGUACCAGCGGUUCCGUGGACGGGUCUAAGAGAUUGGUCAUCAAGGGCCGAUUCCAACAGAAGCAGAUCGAGAACGUCCUGAGACGAUAUAUUGUCGAGUACGUGACGUGCAAGACAUGCCGAUCCCCCAACACCGAGUUGAGCAAGGGUGAGAACCGGCUGUACUUUGUUACGUGUAAGUCAUGUGGCAGCAGACGGUCGGUCACGGCUAUCAAGAGCGGUUUCACAGCCCAAGUCGGCAAGAGAAAGAGGCUCAAUGGAUAA